AUGUUCAGCGUGUUUUUGCACGGGCAUGGCUUCAUGCUGCUCGAGAACCGCGAGCCAGCCGAGGUCGCCCUGCUUCAAGCAGUCCACGCGAGCUUGAGCGCAGCGGCGGUGUCCUCUCUUCGCGGGUUGCAGUCCCUCUUCUUCGUCGCCUUCCACCUCCUCCUGCCGACGCCAGACUACGAUGCGCAUGGCCAGCUCGACUCAAAGACAGACUACCUGCAAAAGGUGCUCGAGGUUGCGACUCUUUACGGCGUGAUGGACAACCUGAAUCGGCCCGGCUCAACGUUUCAGAACCCCCACUGGGACUAUCCAAAUUGGGAUUCCGGAUGGCUCGUCAUCGAUGUGCCACUCUCCGACGUGAGGCCGGGCGGAGGCCCGAUUGAGAUCUGGCCCGGCACGCAGCACCUGAGGUACGAUCAGACCUUUGUGCACUCGCAGCAAAUACUGCGAAUCAGGGAGGCGGAGCCCCGGCAGUACUCAAAGUGCUUCCCCGAGAUCCUGUCCAUCGCCCAGCUCUGGCCAUCGGCGCUGCUGCACUCGUCGCUCGGCGACAUGGUGGUCCGCAACCCCUCCACUUGGCACCGGGGAACUCCCAACUCGCUCGCUAGCCCGAGGCACAUGCUCUCCUUCAUCUUCCGGAGGCGGAGGCAGCACGCGGUGAAGAAGCCGGUGUGA
Molecule: messenger RNA, 675 nt
Organism: Emiliania huxleyi CCMP1516
Lineage: Eukaryota; Haptophyta; Isochrysidales; Noelaerhabdaceae
Exons: 2
Coding region: 1-675 (224 amino acids)
Source: RefSeq, a predicted model, not a curated record